AUGGGCUAUAACGUCGUUAUGCGGGACUUUGACACCAAUGACUGGAGAUACUCCAACGACAUCAACAUGAGCUUACGACUGAUCAGGAAGGCGAUUGACAGCGGGCAUAAAGAAAGGGGUGGGCACAAUAUCGUGAUGCACUACAUUAUUGAAAAGACGGCGACGAUGUUAACGCCUAGGGCAAUUGACUUGAUCAAGAGAUUCAAGAUGCUGUUGGCGAGUGUUUGGGAAACCUUGGAAAUGAAGCGUUCAUUUUCGACAGCACAGCAGCAGCAACAGCAGGAGGGGGACUACAACUCGGACGACGCUAGUCCGAAUUCGGCACAAGGCCCUUCCCCGACUGCCAUUGCCACCGCCACCAACCUGAAGCAAAAAAUUUCGUACCACUUCACGCUCAACAUUGCAACCGCACCCGUCUUGGGAGUCCUCUUCUUGCUCGCCACCAGGUCGAUUGAAGGCGACAGCGUUCGGGAUGGAAUUGUUGGGGCACCCGGAAGUGGAGUCGAACCCUAUGCGGUCAUGAUCCUUUUUUUCUCAUUGGCUUACAUCUGUAUCAGUCUGGAUAUGACGGGAGUAUUUCAAUAUGCGGCAUUCUGGAUCUCGAAAAGAGGAGGCGGGAGUGGACAGCGGGUCUUUCUCUCGUUUUUCUUACUGUCAACGGUGAUGAGCGGAUUGACAAGUAACGAUGUCGUUGUCUUGACUAUGACGCCUUUUCUGGUCUAUUACUCGCAGGCUGUCGAUCUGCUCACACCCAUCGCUUUUCUCAUGGCAGAGAUUCAAACCGCCAACAUCGCAUCAAUGGCAUUGUACAUUGGAAAUCUGACCAACGUGGUCGCUUGCCAGGCUUACAAGGUCUCGUUCCUGGAGUACAGCGCCUGGAUGCUGCUCCCCUGCUUCGCAGCCGUCGCCACCUGCUACAUCAUGCUCCGGAUCAAUUUCCGUCACGAAAAGUACAUCCCCAAGAUCGUCAAGACCCCCAAUGUCGAUCCUCGCUCGUGUCUCGUUGAUCCUGUUGGUGCCGUCUUUGGAUUGUCGGUGCUGGCAUGUUCGUUGAUCUGUCUGAUCGGGACUUCGUUUGCUCAUGUCUCUGUUUGGAUCGUGACGGGCCCCUUUGCUCUGCUGACACUUGCGCGCGAUAUCUGGUACGACUCUCAGGGCAAGUUUAAGCCCGCCCAGGUUGCUGUUGGUUCUCUGUCUGAUCGCCAAUUGGGGGAUCGCGGGUCGAUGACUGGAGGAGGAGUUGAGGCUACUGCUGAAUCCGAGGAGAGUCAGUUGGAGAAGGGAUUGCCGGAGAUUGCUGUGCCUGAACCGAGCAUUGUCCGACCUGUGUCGAUCUUGACUGAAAAGGAUAACGGGAAGCUGGAAGAUGACCAAGGAAGCGUCGAGACCGUCAGUGUUUCCUAUAUACCAGCCAUCAUCCCCACUCCUACCACCAUGACUAUCACUGACAACAACAUCAACAGCCAAGCAUCAUCGGAGGAUACGACUCACCAGAGCUGGGCCAGGAAGUUCAGCCGAAAGUUUGAACAAAAGUCACCACUCCUCCACGCGAUCGCCAUCCGGAUGCCCUGGGCGAUCCUGCCGUUCACGUUCAGCAUGUUCAUCAUGGUUGAGGGACUGUCUCAUUCUGGCUGGAUCGCCAUCUUUGCCAAAUGGGCCACCAAACUGGUCCCUAACUACGUGGCCGCGACAUAUGCGAUCGGGUUCUUGUCAGUUCUGCUGUGUAACAUCUUCAACAAUGUGCCUAUGACCAUCCUGGUAGCCCGAAUCCUGCAGCACCCUAACUUUGUCGAUUCCCCGUUGGCAACACCCGAGGUGAUCAAGGGAUGUCUGUUUGCGCUGAUUGUCGGGAGUAAUUUGGGGGCGUGUACGACGUUGAUUAGUUCGUUGGCGGGACUGAUGUGGGACUCGGUGUUGAGGAGUAAAGGCAGUGGAGUUGGGUUCUGGAACUUCUUUAGAUGGAAUAUGGGGGUCAUGCCGGUUGUUAUCCUUGUCACUCUGACCGUCGUUGUCAUCGAGCUUACUGUUAUCUUCUAA
Molecule: messenger RNA, 2037 nt
Organism: Linnemannia hyalina
Lineage: Eukaryota; Fungi; Mortierellomycota; Mortierellomycetes; Mortierellales; Mortierellaceae
Source: the annotation of a GenBank genome assembly